Penicillium subrubescens is the source of this 1332-nucleotide messenger RNA. RefSeq lists its product as uncharacterized. The record is from RefSeq and is a predicted model, not a curated record. The coding region runs from base 1 to 1332 and encodes 443 amino acids. Gene Ontology annotation, biological process: Mo-molybdopterin cofactor biosynthetic process. The transcript has a single exon. NCBI's taxonomy places the organism in Eukaryota, Fungi, Ascomycota, Eurotiomycetes, Eurotiales, Aspergillaceae. Gene Ontology annotation, molecular function: GTP 3',8'-cyclase activity; 4 iron, 4 sulfur cluster binding; cyclic pyranopterin monophosphate synthase activity.
AUGGCGGGUAUGCUGUGCAAACGGGUUCUGUCUAUUCCUAGGACAGGGAUCACCGCGUCGUGGGCUUCGGUCGCAGCACAGACUCGGUGGCAGAGCUCAACAGCUUCCUCCUCCUCGACACGAGCUGACCCCGCGCUAUCCGAGAUUCCUCCGCCUCACCCGCACAAUGCUCCCUCCUCUACCUCUCCCUCACGAGUUACAUCACUCAAAUCUGCAAAACCAUUCUCCGAUUUCCUAACCGAUACCUUCCAUCGUCAACAUGACUACCUCCGAAUUAGCGUCACCGAGCGGUGCAACCUGCGGUGUCUGUAUUGCAUGCCAGAGGAAGGGAUCGAGCUGUCGCCAACCGCUCGGCUACUUACAUCCCCGGAGAUCGUCUACCUAUCAUCGCUCUUCGUCUCACAAGGUGUGACCAAGAUCCGCCUGACGGGUGGAGAGCCGACCGUGCGCAAGGAUAUCGUGCCCUUGAUGCAGGACAUUGGCAAGCUACGGCAGCACGGUCUGCGCGAGCUAUGCUUGACCACGAACGGAAUUUCGCUACAUCGCAAGCUUGACUCUAUGGUGGAAGCCGGUCUGACCGGUGUCAAUCUCAGCCUGGACACGUUAGAUCCCUUCCAGUUCCAAAUCAUGACCAGACGUAAGGGCUUCGAUGCGGUGAUGAAGAGUAUCGACCGAAUUCUGGAAAUGAACAAGGCCGGUGCGGGCAUUAAGUUGAAGAUUAAUUGUGUGGUGAUGCGCGGGAUGAAUGACCGCGAGAUUGUUCCCUUUGUCGAAAUGGGCCGCGAGAAACCCAUCGAGGUGCGGUUCAUCGAGUACAUGCCAUUCGAUGGGAACAAGUGGAAUAAGGGCAAGAUGUUCUCAUAUCAGGAGAUGUUGGCUGUGAUCCGGGAAAAAUACCCGACCUUAGAAAAGGUACAAGAUCAUAAGAACGAUACCAGCAAGACUUAUCAAGUUCCUGGAUUCGAGGGCCGGGUGGGAUUCAUCACGAGUAUGACCCAUAAUUUCUGUGGGACUUGCAAUCGCUUGCGGAUUACCAGUGAUGGGAAUCUGAAAGUCUGUCUGUUUGGUAACUCGGAGGUUUCUCUGCGAGAUAUCAUCCGCAAAGAGAAUGACGGACAGCCCAUUGAUGAAGCUGCUGCGAAACAACUCCAGCUCAUGGAGACAGUCCAGGCCGCUGCUCGUCUGAGUGAUGAGGGUGCACUGGUCAACGAACGAGAACGCCAGAUUCUCGAUAUCAUUGGCAUGGCUGUGAAACGCAAGAAGGCCAAGCACGCCGGCAUGGGCCAGCUGGAGAAUAUGAAGAACCGGCCUAUGAUUCUCAUCGGUGGGUAG